Messenger RNA from Biomphalaria glabrata, 1447 nucleotides. RefSeq lists its product as uncharacterized. Lineage: Eukaryota; Metazoa; Mollusca; Gastropoda; Planorbidae. The record is from RefSeq and is a predicted model, not a curated record. Bases 152 to 1405 code for a protein of 417 amino acids. The transcript has 9 exons.
UUAUAUGACCAUACCUGUGGUUCAUAGUGGUCCAUAAAGCCUAGCCGCCUCAUCAGCCUGCAUGUAAUCUGUGCAAGUUGAUUGACAUAACCUGACCUAGAUCUGGAUAAGUAACUUUGUGGCAGCUCAAAGCGUGUGACGCUGCAUCAGAAUGGAACCUUAUCCAGGAAAUGUAACUCUGUCAUAUAAAUUGAAUACUGAGGGACUCGAAACAGUAAAAUUUGGUAAAGAAAUAAAAGAAAAAGAGUUUCUCUUAGAUCCAGAUAUUUGUUUUCUAAAUCAUGGCAGCUAUGGGACAGUUCCUCGGCGCAUUGCAGAUCUUCAGGUCAAAUACAACUUGGAAAGAGAGAAACACCCUGAUUUCUGGUUUAGGCUAAACUGCAAACAAUAUGUAGACCAGAGUCGCCAGACUGUUGCAGACUUUAUUGGAGCAGACGUUGAGAAUGUUAUGCUAGUUUGUAAUUCUACUACAGCUUUAAAUACAGCGUUGAAAUCCUUUCCUUUCAAAUCUGGAGAUGCAGUUCUAGAUACAACCCUAACUUAUGGUGCCAUUUAUAGGUUGUGUAAAGAUUUUACAUCUAGGAUCAGACCAGAUGUGGAAAGAGUCAAUCUAGAAAUAGAGUUUCCCAUUGCAAGUGAAGAUGACAUUAUUGAGAAAUAUGAAGAGAUCUUUAAGAAACACCCAAACAUUAAAGUGGCUAUUAUAGACCAUAUAACUAGUCCUACAUCGAUUGUCAUGCCAGUGAAAAGGCUAGUGGAACUUUGUCACAACAAGGGCAUUGUGGUCUUCAUUGAUGGAGCGCACUGUAUUGGUCACCUUCCUUUGGACAUGCAAGACCUCGGGGCAGAUAUUUACACAUGCAAUCUGCACAAGUGGACUUAUGCCCCCAGAGGGGCAGCUGUUCUGUGGUUUGACAGUAAGCAUGCUGGUUGGAUUAAUCCUCCAAACACUUCCUGGAGGAUCGGAGAAACUUUGGAUUGCCAGUUCUUUGAUCAAGGUACCAGAGACCAUGUCCCUACUAUUUGUGCUAGACAUGGUUUGGAGUUUUACGAAGCUAUUGGAGGAAUGACUAAGAUCAUACAGUAUACUUCAUCUUUAGCAGACCAGGUUAAAGAUUUGUUUAUAAAGGAGCUGGGAUUUGAACCACUAUCUAUACCACAAGCCCUGGAAGCCCCGAAUAUGAGACUAGUUAAGCUGCCUCCAUUUUCAAAAUUUCCUUGCACAGAGGAAGGUUCUGUUGCCCUUCAGAAGGCCAUUUUCGGAGGUACAAAUGUAUUUGGUGUAUUGGUGCUAGUGAAGACAGACAUCUACUUGCGAUUCUCAGUACAAGUGUACAAUGACAUAGAUGACUUCAAAGAGUUUAUCAAGAUUUAUCGAGACUUUCUACGCAAGCUUUCAGAAUAAGGAUUUCUAGUCAUUAGGAGAAUAAAGCUUAGAUUGUAAUCA